Trematomus bernacchii (emerald rockcod) is the source of this 1092-nucleotide messenger RNA. It is a transcript of the gene rnf32, whose product is annotated as ring finger protein 32. Bases 1 to 1080 code for a protein of 359 amino acids. The transcript is spliced from 7 exons. NCBI's taxonomy places the organism in Eukaryota, Metazoa, Chordata, Actinopteri, Perciformes, Nototheniidae. Gene Ontology annotation, molecular function: metal ion binding; protein binding. The record is from RefSeq and is a predicted model, not a curated record.
AUGGUGACGCUGCAGUGGCUGUCGUCUCAGCACAAAGUGAAGGGAAAAGUCCCGGGUUUGGCGUCUAAAGCGAGCAACAAGCUGGUGAUCAACUCGGCUGCUUUCCAAGACCACAUCACUCGCAGCCUGUUGUUUCCACAUUUCUCCCCUGAAGACCCUUUAUGGAAGUACAAAUGGAAAUCAACUCGAAAAAGAGUGGAAGUCAACGGCCUGCAGACCCCAGAUCAGCAGGAGGAGACAGAAUAUGUGCUGGAUUCGGCUCCACCGCCUUUAACACUAGCUCAGAAGUUGGGUUUGGUGGCCUCCCCUGCAGAGAGGCUGACGGAGGAGGAUUGGACUCGGGUUAAAAUGAGAUCUGUUCAUCACGGAGACUCGGCUCAACCCUGUUCAAUCUGCAGAGAGGAGUUUCACCUUCAUCCUCAGGUGUUGCUGUCCUGUUCGCAUGUUUACCAUCGAGCGUGCCUGCAGGCCUUCGAGAGGUUUUCUGGGAGGAAGUGCUGCCCGAUGUGCAGAAAAGAUCAGUACGAAACCCGAGUGAUUCACGACGCAGCGCACCUGUUCAGACACCAAUGUGCCACCAGGAUUCAAGCGUGCUGGCGUGGCUAUGUUGCCCGAAAACGUUACAGAGAAUUGAGGAAAUCCUCCUGUCCAAAAGACAAGCGGCUGCGACGACAAUUCUUCGAAGCAAAGUUGCAGGAGUUGAAUGACAGCUUUGUCCGAUACUGUCACACCGACACGGAGGCUUUUCUGAGUGAAAUCGACCGCUCGCUGUCAUCCAGCCGGCGAGUGUUCGAGCAGCUGAAGAGAAAACACGUCUCUGAACCUCAGGAGGACGACUGGGACCAAAUCCACAGCCAGGUGAUCCAGAGAGGUGUGAAGGACUGCCCGAUCUGCCUGACUGCAUUGAGCAUCGCUCCAGAAGCAGGUUCCUCCAGCCAAUCACAGCGCAGACACACUGUGAUGCUGUCCUGCUCACAUCUCUUCCAUCAGAUCUGUCUGGAGGCCUUCGAGUCCUUUUCCACAGAAAGCAGACCUUCCUGUCCGCUCUGCAGAUCCGUCUACUGCAAGAAACUCACCUGAGCAGGUACACAA